This is a messenger RNA of Durusdinium trenchii, 1083 nucleotides long. NCBI's taxonomy places the organism in Eukaryota, Dinophyceae, Suessiales, Symbiodiniaceae. The record is from the annotation of a GenBank genome assembly.
AUGAAGGCCUUACCGCUGAAGGACCUCUCUGUGGAGGCAGCCGUGGGUGUGCCCUUGCCAGAGAGGAGCACCUUGAAUUUGCCAGGACCUCGGAUCCAUGGCCGCUUCCGGCAGAGAGGCCUUAAGGACCUCCAAGACUUCUGCAAAAGCUUUGAGGCAGCGUCUGACAGUGUGAGCUGCUCCUUGAGAGACGGUGGAGUUGCAGAGAUUUGUGGGCCUCGACAAUGGGCCUGCAUCGAGCUGCUGCCAGGUCCGACCACCAGCUUCUCGACGUCCGUGGAGCUUUGGAACCAUCGAGUCUUCUGGGCGCAGGAGACGAAGGACUUUCCACGGAUCGAUGUGGAGGACACACCUGGUCUAGAGAAGGUGCUGGUGCUCUACUGCGGCCCACUUGACCUAAAGUUUCAUCCACGGUAUGCCGCCAAGAUCAUUCACGAGCCCGUAGACCGCUGUGCCGAAGCCCUCCGCCGCUCCGCGCAACGGCUGCCUGACCUUUGGAUCUUCUUCGUGAGCCCCUUCACCUGGGACGAAGCUCUCCUUGAACCCAAGGCCAUGUUGGCACUCCAGAAGGCCAUGACGCGCCCUUGGCUGCUGGCGGCUGGGCUGCCGAUCCAAGGCCGGGAUGGCCUUUGGCAAUGGCCUGCCCGACAACUUCGCUAUCGUUUCUACAAGCUGCAGUAUCGCCGUGCAAGCUUCGAGACUGGCGAUCCGGAGGACAACUGCUGGGCAGGGGAAGCUUCCUCCGGCACACGACUUUACAGGCCCGGCGCGCUGCCGGCCUUGCUCCAAAAGACGAUCACCACGGAUGUGGCGACGAUGAUGGUUGAGUUGGAUCUUCUUGCAAAGCUCGGGAAGAUCCCACCCAGGUGGUCCACCAGGCCGAAGAGGAGACAUCGGCAUCGCCAGCGCGAGUCGGCAUCGGUGCCGCGAGGCCAGAUCCUCACUUGCGCUGUGGGUGCGGUGUCUCGGGAAGAGGAUUAUGCCCAAAGCGCUCAGCUUCCCGAUGCCUUUGCACAGCAAUUCCAUUUGGAAGCAGUCAGCUACGUCAGCAGGCACCGGCCAAAGGCAGACCCGCUUGGCUGA